Lentinula edodes (shiitake mushroom) is the source of this 471-nucleotide messenger RNA. RefSeq names its product ribosomal protein S13. NCBI's taxonomy places the organism in Eukaryota, Fungi, Basidiomycota, Agaricomycetes, Agaricales, Omphalotaceae. Gene Ontology annotation, biological process: translation. The coding region runs from base 1 to 471 and encodes 156 amino acids. The transcript has 4 exons. Gene Ontology annotation, molecular function: structural constituent of ribosome; RNA binding. The record is from RefSeq and is a predicted model, not a curated record. Gene Ontology annotation, cellular component: small ribosomal subunit; cytosol; ribosome.
AUGUCUCUCGUUGUACCGGAAGCCCACCAACAAUUCCAGCACAUCUUGCGUCUGCUCAACACUAAUGUGGAUGGAAAGCGCAAAAUCAUGUACGCCUUGACUGAGAUCAAGGGUGUCGGUCGUCGUUACUCUAACAUUGUGUGCAAAAAGGCCGAUGUUGACCUCAACAAGCGUGCCGGUGAACUCAACUCUGAUGAGCUCGAGCGAAUUGUCACGAUCAUGCAAAACCCCACCCAGUUCAAGAUUCCUACAUGGUUCUUGAGUAGACAAAAGGAUAUUGUUGACGGCAAGGACUACCAGAUCCUCUCCAACAAUGUUGACUCCAAACUUCGUGAUGACCUCGAGCGAUUAAAGAAAAUCAGGGCACACCGUGGUCUUCGACACUACUGGGGUCUUCGUGUGAGGGGUCAGCACACCAAGACGACUGGUCGUCGUGGAAAGACUGUUGGUGUGUCGAAGAAGCGUGGUUAA